This is a messenger RNA of Pangasianodon hypophthalmus (striped catfish), 2520 nucleotides long. It is a transcript of the gene cpn1, whose product is annotated as carboxypeptidase N, polypeptide 1. NCBI's taxonomy places the organism in Eukaryota, Metazoa, Chordata, Actinopteri, Siluriformes, Pangasiidae. The record is from RefSeq and is a predicted model, not a curated record. Bases 92 to 1444 code for a protein of 450 amino acids. Gene Ontology annotation, biological process: proteolysis. Gene Ontology annotation, molecular function: metallocarboxypeptidase activity; zinc ion binding. The transcript has 9 exons.
GUGAGUGGAAUGAGAAAAGGGGGGACAGGGAGAGGGAAAGAGCAAGUGAGGGAGAGGGAACAGCUCUCUGUUUGUGGAGCAGAACAGGAUCAUGUUGUCAGGCAGUUGUGUAGUUUGGAUUGGAGCACUGCUCCUGGGGCUUGGGGCUCCGAUGACUAGGGCCAUUGAAUUCCAACACCACGGAUAUGAGGAGAUGGUGCGCACUCUGUACUCCAUCCAGAGCCAGUGCCCCUACAUCGCCCGCAUCUACAGCAUUGGUCGCAGUGUGGAGGGACGCCACCUUUAUGUCCUGGAGUUCAGCGACAAUCCAGGCAUCCACGAAGCAUUGGAGCCGGAGUUCAAGUACGUGGGAAAUAUGCAUGGGAACGAGGUGCUGGGCCGCGAGCUACUCCUCCACCUUUCUCAGUUCUUGUGUGACGAGUACCAAGCAGGGAACCAACGGAUUACAGAGCUCAUCCACAACACACGCAUUCACAUUCUGCCCUCCAUGAAUCCAGAUGGCUAUGAAGUGGCAGCUAGGCAGGGUCCGGAAUUCAAUGGUUACCUGGUGGGCCGUGGGAAUUCCAGAGAUGUGGACCUAAAUCGCAAUUUCCCUGACCUGAAUGCCCUCAUGUAUUACAAUGAGAAGAACAAUGGACAGAAUCACCAUUUGCCCCUUCCAGACAACUGGGAGCACCAGGUUGAACCAGAGACUCUUGCAGUCAUUAGAUGGAUGCAAAGUUAUAACUUUGUUCUAUCAGCAAAUUUGCAUGGAGGAGCAGUGGUGGCAAACUACCCUUUUGACAAAUCUAGAGAAGCCCGUAUAAGAGGCAGAUCUACAUAUUCUGCCACUCCAGAUGACAAGCUCUUCAGAAAUCUGGCAAAGACUUACUCCUAUGCUCAUAGCUGGAUGCAUAAAGGCUAUAACUGUGGAGACUACUUUGAGGAGGGGAUUACAAAUGGAGCCAGCUGGUACACUCUAUCCAAGGGCAUGCAGGACUUUAACUACCUAUACACUAACUGCUUUGAGAUCACUCUAGAGUUGAGCUGUGAUAAAUUCCCCCCAGCAAGCACUCUGGCCAGAGAAUGGCUGGCCAACAGGGAGGCUCUGGUGUCCUACCUGGAACAGGUUAACCAUGGCAUUAAAGGGAUGGUCUAUGAUGAGAAUAACAACCCCAUCAGCAAUGCAGUGAUCUCAGUGGCAGGCAUAAACCAUGACAUAACCAGUGGUGCAGAAGGAGAUUACUUCCGUCUGCUUUUGCCAGGAACCUACACUGUUACUGCCGUUGCACCAGGCUACCGGCCAUCCACCAGUACAGUGACAGUCGGACCUGCAGAGGCCACACAGUUACACUUCUAUUUGAAACCAGCACCAAAAGAGACAAACUUGAAUGCGAGGGACCAUCAAGAUAAGAAAAGCUUGUCAGCAGUCAAAGUUCCUCCAGCCAACCUCGGUCCAAGAUAAAAAAUAAAAAAAAGGGACACCUUCCUUGAAAAAAUUGGCAAAGGAAGUUUAGACUAUCAAUGUUACAAAUCACAUCACUGAAACAUACUUCCUCAGGCCUCAGUUUGUCCUGGAUCCUUAAAAGUAUGUUUUUAACAAGGAUAUUCUAUUGAAAUUAAUUCAUAUUCAUGUAACAUUUAAGAAAUGCAUGUAGUAAAUAAUGCCAGAUGCAUAGAAAGGAAUCAGCAUAUAAUUCAUAAAAUAUUUUAGAUAAUAAGGCAAUGUUAUGAGGUGUCACAAUUAUUGUACAUCAGCACUUAGAAUUUAAUAUUCUCCUUUGAUUAAGCAACAUCAAAAAAAAAAUUAAUUUAAGCAAGCAUAAUCAAAAGUAGCAAUGAAACGGGUCCUUAGUCAGUAUUGUCUUGAUAGGUUUGUGAUUACAUAUUACAACUUUAACAAAAAUUUAUAGUAGAUAUCACAGAUACAUUUAGCCUUUUAACAUGUAGUAAGACAGCAUCAAUAGGAUUACUGUAAAGCAAUGAAUAUUUACAGAACUGUAAAGUUCUUUUUUAUAUCCCGUGUAUUUCUGCUUUGAUCUCUGAUUAUAGGAUAUUAAUACUCUUUAUAUAUUUUAAAGGAAUUAAUUAGAUUAGAGUAAGAUGAAAAAUCCUAAAUACUAAUAAGAAAAAUUGUUAUUGUUAUUAUUUGAUUUGUUGAUUUGUUGUUGUAUAUUUGUACACCAGAGGUCACUGUUGUCCACUGUCAUAGUUCAAAGUCAUAAUUCAAGAAAAGAUUCUAAAACCCUAAACAUACAGUGAGCUACUUGUUCACCUAUAUAUUUAUAUUUAGCUAUGCAAUAGCCAGUGGGUUUUCAACUAUUUUCCUAUGGAUGACAAACAACCCAAAAAAGUAAUGUUUGACGUACAGGAAAAGGAAAAACUUGCUCCAGGAAUGUCCUGAACCCUGGACAUGUGCCCUACAACCAGACACUGCAGGAACAGGUCAUCAUAUGUGGACAAUAACACACACUCCUGUUUUCAGUGAAGCUAAGUAUAGUAAAAAAAAAAAAAAAAAAAAAAAAAAAAGGCACAUUUUUA